Mirounga angustirostris (Northern elephant seal) is the source of this 3795-nucleotide messenger RNA. RefSeq names its product phosphomannomutase 2 (gene PMM2). NCBI's taxonomy places the organism in Eukaryota, Metazoa, Chordata, Mammalia, Carnivora, Phocidae. Bases 54 to 809 code for a protein of 251 amino acids. Gene Ontology annotation, molecular function: phosphomannomutase activity. The record is from RefSeq and is a predicted model, not a curated record. The transcript has 8 exons. Gene Ontology annotation, cellular component: cytosol. Gene Ontology annotation, biological process: GDP-mannose biosynthetic process; mannose metabolic process; protein N-linked glycosylation.
CCCGGAAGUUCUGGGCCGAAUUCCUGGUUGCCAACGAGUCCCAUCCAGAGUGGAUGGAAACCGGCGACAUGGCGGCGUCCGGCCCAGCGCUGUGCCUCUUCGACGUGGACGGGACCCUGACGGCCCCGCGACAGAAAAUUACCAAAGAAAUGGAUGGCUUUCUACAAAACUUGAGGCAGAAGAUCAAAAUUGGAGUAGUAGGCGGGUCGGACUUUGAGAAAGUGCAGGAGCAGCUGGGAAAGGAUGUGGUUGAAAAAUAUGAUUAUGUGUUUCCUGAAAAUGGCCUGGUUGCAUACAAAGAUGGGAAACUCUUGUGUAAACAGAGUAUUCAAGGUCACCUGGGUGAGGCCCUAAUCCAAGAUUUAAUCAACUACUGUCUGAGCUACAUCGCAAAAAUUAAACUCCCGAAGAAGAGGGGUACUUUCAUUGAGUUCCGAAAUGGGAUGUUGAACGUGUCCCCGAUUGGGAGAAGCUGCAGCCAAGAAGAACGCAUUGAGUUUCACGAACUCGAUAAAAAAGAAAAUAUCAGACAGAAGUUCGUAGCAGAACUGCAGAAAGAGUUUGCGGGAAAAGGCGUCACGUUCUCCAUAGGAGGCCAGAUCAGCAUUGAUGUCUUUCCUGAGGGCUGGGACAAGAGGUAUUGCCUGAGACAUGUGGAAAAUGACGGCUAUAAGACCAUCUAUUUCUUCGGGGACAAAACCAUGCCAGGUGGGAAUGACCACGAGAUCUUCACCGACCCGAGGACCGUGGGCUACACGGUGACGGCCCCCGAGGACACCCGCAGGAUCUGUGAGGAGCUGUUCUCCUAACGGCCCCUUUCCCAAAGGAGGGCAGGACAUCCCGCUGACAGGCUGCAAGGGCCACUGGUGGCCACACUCAAGAUCCCUCCCUCCCUCACACGCCAGGCUCCCCACACUGUCCUGUGGCCCCGACCACGACGUGGCCUCCACCCUCAGUGCCAGAAGCAGCCAGACCUGUCAAGAAUGGCCUGAAGGAAUACCUCCAACCCGAUUUCAUCCCCCACCCCCAAGUCUCAGACCCUCCGUACGUGCAAUCACAGUACACACGGUUUUGAGGGGAACCUUCCCCAUCAUUCUAGAAUGAUACAGAACGAAUGUGCCUGGACCCUCACUCCUCAUGGGUCUUGUGAAAAAUGUAACCAGUAUCAAUGUUUGGACCCCCUGUGUCAGUACCGACGGGGGCAUCAGGUGAUGAGAAAGGACAAGAUGUUUACAGCCAUCCCUCCCCAAGACAGAAGUUCAACAGCGCCUCCGGAGGGGAAGCUCCUGCCUGAGUGGCAGCCUGGGGGGACUUUGAAAGCGAGGGCCCUGUGGCCGCCAGGCAGUACUGAGCUCAGCGGCACAUGGGACGCAGACGGGUGGCCGCCAAGUGACCACUGACCCCAACGAGUUUGCACCUUAGCUGGCCUGCAGCACGGCAGGCAAGCUCUGAAUUCACUACACUUAGGAGAGCCCACUGCGCCUCCGCCUGUCAGGAUGGGAGCAAGUGGGCCCCAUCUGCCCUGCCCCUGGAUGCUGGCACUGGCUGGCUCCCCGAGGGCCUCACUCCCCUCCACUUUCUCAGGGAACACGUGAGAGCCUGGAUCGUUAACAGAAGAGGAGUGGCACGGCUGCUCUGCAGAUCUUUUCGUGAAGCUGCAGGUCUGCCCGGCCUCACCCAGACCUGGACCUAAGGGGUGGGAGCCGUCCGGUGGUUGGGCCUGUGACCCCCACUCGUGCUUCGAGUUCUGCGAGGUCCUUGUGCCACUGGAAGGCAGCUCCAGGGUCCCGUGGGGGAGCGCUAUCCAAGGAAACGGUUCACAGGUCACUUUUCAGAAUCUGGACUCGUCAGGACCCACAAAUCCUCAGUCCACUCCAGUCCACAGCACGGCCUCUGCUCAGGGCUGGCCGAUCUGAACGGCGGUCUGCACCCCCGCCGCCCCACCCCCACCCCACCAGGUGCUUUCAUCUCAGCGUUCGCUAGGUCCUUCCAAGCCUCCCAGGACCCCCCCCCCGGGCUGGUCUUAGCUUGGGGUCUGGUUGGGGGCAGUCUGCAUGACCACACCCAGGGCUGACGUUGCUCCGUGGUUCCCAGGACACAGCCACCCAGGGGUACCUUUCUUUGUUGGAUUUUGCAAAUGAUACUGUAAUGACCUUUCACAAUGAAAAGCAGCAAAUUAAAGUUGAUUUUAUUGUUUCCCAUUUCUCAUUCUGAGGCCUUUCUCCUUCUUUGACGGUUACAUGAAUGGUGAAGUGAAUGACCAGCCAUGCUGUCUUCUCAGAUUCUGGAAGAUCGGCAGAUCUGAAGGCCACUGCUUCGGACACUGGGGUUCCCGGGGUUUCUGCAGCGCCAGAGUUUUGUGCUUCCCGGCUGGCACAGAUCCUCGCCUUCCUGCCCACUGGGUAAGGAUCCCCAAGUUUCCUUGUUACAGCAAAGCAAGUCUUAACUCAAAUUUGCCCUAACCUUUAGAACUGGAGACAGCCCUGCCUGGGCUGCCCUGGGCAGGUGCCCUGAGGCUGUGGGGCUGGGCCCCACCCCUCCCUGGGUUCCCACCGUGGCUGCCAGCCGGACACUCAGCGGCAGACCCCCUGGGCCCCUUUCACCACCCCCGGGGCCUCCCUCUGUGCUGCCAGGACCUCCUCCCGCCUGCCCCGCCUUCCACAGGCACCUACACUUACCACAGGCAUCUUCUGUCUUCGGGUCUUCCAGAACCCCCGGGGCUCCCCCAGCCAGGUGUGGCAGCCUCACCCACGCCGGCUCUGCUGCUGACCAGCGGCGUGACUCAGGACGGGUUCAUCGCAGCCUGCUUGCUCCUCUGUUGGGUGGGGUACGGCCCUACCACACAGGAGCCCUAAACGAGCUACCUCCAGCCAGGCUACUAUUAACUUCACGAGCCCCCGGGAAGCCUGUAAGACAGGCCCUGCCAGCCCUGCUGUCCCGGCACGGCUCAGUCAGCCCCCAGCUUUCCGGAACCGGCAGCACGCCGCCAGCACGGGAAACCUCAACACUGUAGCUAACUGUUGAGCAAGGGGGAAGCAGAGGUUGGCCCUGGAGUCAGCGGCCCCGUGGAGGGCACAGCGGGGGCUCCUGAGGGAGAAGCCCCCAGGAAGGCCCUCCUGUGCUUCAGUGAGGUGCUGCACUCCAACCCGAGGGAGGAGACGGGACAGGAUCUACGGGACACUUGGCAAGAUCUCUCAGCCAGUGGGCAGGGGGAGCGCCCCGAUCGGGAAAAUUUGGCAGAUUUGUCGAGGUGGAAGUGGCCUUGAAUCACUUCCUCUCCAAGGGCUGCUUCCUCUUCCCCCACUGCUCCUUGACCUUGACCCCAUCAGGCCACUUGGGCUCCGUCCCACGGCCACCCCACCCUUCUCUCAGAGCUGGAUUCCCGCACCACCUGCAGUUCUCCCACCUGCACAGUACUUGCUGAGUGCAGCACUUGGACAGAUCUCCUUGUUUGGGACAAAACGCCUACUUUGGCUUCUCCCUAAACAGGUCCCUCGGCCUGGUUGUAAUUGUUCCGAGUACACUUUGAAAAUCAGUACUGCAGUAAAAAUACUCAUCUCUGCACCAUCAAAAAUGAUCUACCCUCCCUCGGGAGACCCUGGCUGGGCAAGACCUUCCCAACCUGACCCGUAAAUCCGACCCAGAGCAUCCCUGCCUGUCAGCCCAGCCUCCCUGCUGUGCCCCUGGACACCCAGUCCCUGGGCCUUCACACCUCCCACCACCAAACUUCCCUCGGUCGGGCCUGCCCCUGCUCUCGCCGCUCACGCUCACACAGUAAAAGUUCAAGUGCAUCCA